AUGCAGCUCCUCUCCGCCCUCCUCCUCCUCACACCCGCUCUCGCAGCGCCCCUCGUCGCCCGCGACGAGCCCAGCUGCGGCCAAAAGUCCGGAAAAGUCUCAGAAUGGACCCUGACCGACUUCGACUUCCACGCCAGCUACAUCUUCAGCACGCCCUCCCACCAGAACUCGUGGGGCUACAUCAGCUUCAACGUCACCAACCCGGUCCUCGACUACGCCGUCUCCUGCGGGGCCGCCAGCAGCCGCCUCAACGACUUCUUCUACGGCGAGCAGGUGUACCAGUGCAAGGCGCCCGACGGCGAGAGCACGGCGACCUCGUUCACGUUCAGCCGGCCCGACGGCGCCGUCACGCUGAACCAGAGCUGGACUUGCAACGACGACCCUCAGUACCCGGCACGAUACACCGCUAAGGGUAACGCGGUUGCCGAUCUCAAGUGCGAGGAGACGUCCUGGCAGAACCCCAACUGGACGAUCGGCCAGUUCUACUCGACGCGGGACAUCAAGUGCGACAUUAUUACUCUGCUGACUCCCAUCAAGGAGAUCCAGGGCGUUGCCUAA
This is a messenger RNA of Colletotrichum karsti, 558 nucleotides long. RefSeq lists its product as uncharacterized. The record is from RefSeq and is a predicted model, not a curated record. The transcript is spliced from 2 exons. The coding region runs from base 1 to 558 and encodes 185 amino acids. Lineage: Eukaryota; Fungi; Ascomycota; Sordariomycetes; Glomerellales; Glomerellaceae.